AAAGACACUGUAGUCUUUUUUAAAGGUAAAGACUUCUACCACUUUGAUAUAAACACCAAGAAGGUUGAUGAAAAGGAGUUCAAAGGCAUUCCUAAGUGCACAGCAGCUUUCCGUUAUAUGGAGCACUAUUAUUGCUUACAUGGACAUCAGUUUUCCAAGUUUGACCCCAACACUGGAGAAGUUAAUGGUAAAUACCCAAAGGAGACCCGUGAUUACUUCAUGAGAUGCUCUCAUUUUGGAAAUAAGAGCGUUGAAGACCACAUUGAGAGAGAACAGUGUAGCCAUGUGCACUUGGAUGCAAUAACAUCUGAUGACGAUGGUAAUAUAUACGCUUUCAGAGGGCAUCACUUCCUCAGAAAAACCGGUGAUAAAUUUCAUUCAUACACAAUUGAGAGUGCUUUUAAAGAAGUGCACAGUGAAGUGGAUGCAGUCUUUUCUUAUGAAGGCCAUUUCUACAUAAUCAAGGAUGAUCAGGUGUUUGUGUACAAAGUUGGAGAGCCACACACACACCUGGAAGGCUACCCCAAACCCCUGAAGGAGGUGCUGGGAAUUGAGGGUCCGGUAGAUGCUGCUUUUGUGUGUUCUGGUCAUCACAUUGUUCAUGUUAUCAAAGGUCAAACAAUCUAUGAUGUGGAUUUGAAAGCCACCCCACCUGCCCCUGUGAAGGAAGGAACCAUAACAACUUUCAAAAAGAUUGAUACUGCAAUGUGUGGACCCAAGGGUGUGACUGUUGUCAUUGGUAACCAUUACUACAAUUAUCAAACUGUCUUGAUAAUGCUUAUGGGCAGGAUGCUGCCUGAACAGCAGAAGGUGUCUCAGCACCUGUUCGGCUGUGACCACUAG
Molecule: messenger RNA, 843 nt
Organism: Triplophysa rosa
Lineage: Eukaryota; Metazoa; Chordata; Actinopteri; Cypriniformes; Nemacheilidae
Product: hemopexin-like
Exons: 6
Source: RefSeq, a predicted model, not a curated record